This is a messenger RNA of Hemiscyllium ocellatum (epaulette shark), 1129 nucleotides long. Its product is annotated as nucleolar protein 58-like. NCBI's taxonomy places the organism in Eukaryota, Metazoa, Chordata, Chondrichthyes, Orectolobiformes, Hemiscylliidae. The transcript is spliced from 12 exons. Bases 71 to 1129 code for a protein of 352 amino acids. The record is from RefSeq and is a predicted model, not a curated record.
GCGAAAGCAAACAGGCGACCGUUUGGCUUCAAUUUAAAAAUCAAAUUAACGGCUUUUGUUAUCAUUAAAUAUGAUGAACGGAGCCGUGACUUUAACUUCAUCAGAGGGGGAGAGUUUACCUCAGGUGUCAGGCUCCUCCUCGAGUGGCCUGAACAAUGCCAUUUCAAAGGAUGAGGAGAAGAUGAAAAAUGUCUCAAAAUCUAAAAAGGAAAACAAGGAGGAAAAAAACAAUGAUGAGAAAAACAAAAGUUCAAAACGUGAUUCACCACCUAGGCCCAAGAGUGAGAAAGAACCAAGUAACAGGAAACGCAAGAAUAAUCUGGUAGGAGAAAACCUGGAAAAAAAGCACAAGGAAGAUGACUCGGAGAUGCAAAUUACCAGAGAAGUAAAGAUUGAACAAAAGGAGAGCUAUGAUGCUACAGGAAAGAAAGUGAAAGAAAACCUAUUGAAGAAAUCAACAUGUCAGGAAUCCUUUGAAGACAUGCUAAUGGGCAUGGAUGAACAGCUCAAAGAAUUCUGUGCCAGGAAGCAGAAAAAUAAGGAUAGGAAACACAAAGAAAGGGAAAAAGUCAAUACCACCAAUAAACGACAAGAAAAGGAAGAAAAUAGUCUUAGCAGACUAAAUAAAGGGCUGAAAUCAGCAAGUAGUGAUUCUAGAGAGGCAACUGAAAAACCGAUGAGCAAAGAACUUCCAGAAAAGGAAGACGAGCAUUCUGAACUACAGACCACCAGUGAAGCUUCUGGAAAUCAAGAAAGCAAGAAGUUAGAAAAAGGUGAUAAACAGAAGGAUGAGGAUCCUCCUACAAGGGUGAAGGAAGAUCAAGAUUUGAAUGGAACUGGGAUUCCUGUUGAAAAUAAGAAAACAAAAAGGGUCCACUGCAGUACAGGUUCUAGCCAUUCCGAUGUAAAACUCAAGAAACCAAAAGUAGAGAAAACUGAAGAUGAUGAUUUACCUCAGACAUCAUCUGCGUGUAAGGCAGCAACAAGUAACUCUGCGAAGCUGAAGAAAUCGAAGACCACAAUCAAAGAAAAGGAGGGAAAGCAGAAAUUGGGGAAGGAGGGAAAAAGCAAGACUCAAUUGAAAGAGGAGGAAGAGAAGAAAAAAGAUGCAGAAAAAUGGAAAUGGUGA